This is a messenger RNA of Striga asiatica, 7545 nucleotides long. The record is from the annotation of a GenBank genome assembly. Lineage: Eukaryota; Viridiplantae; Streptophyta; Magnoliopsida; Lamiales; Orobanchaceae.
UAAAGAUAUCACCCCAUAAAAAUGAAAUAAAAUUGAUCCAAAAUCCAAACACGCCCCUCUCUGAGUCGAGUAGAUCCGCAGCAACAACAGAUGAAAUAAACGCAAAGUUUCUUCUUCUGCUUCUUCAUUACGAAUCAACCUAAAACACUUUCCUACAAAAAUCCCCGAAUUCAUCACAGAUCUUCAACAGGUGAAGAUCGAAGGGGAGAAGAAUUGUGAGAAAUGUUGACGAAGUUUGAGACGAAGAGUAAUAGAGUGAAAGGACUGAGUUUCCAUAGCAAGAGGCCAUGGAUCCUGGCGAGUCUCCACAGUGGCGUGAUCCAGCUCUGGGAUUACCGCAUGGGCACUCUCAUUGAUCGCUUUGACGAGCACGAUGGACCCGUUCGAGGCGUCCAUUUUCAUCAAUCGCAGCCGCUUUUCGUAUCGGGAGGCGAUGAUUAUAAAAUCAAGGUGUGGAAUUAUAAAUUGCACAGAUGUCUGUUUACUCUUCUUGGUCAUCUUGAUUACAUCCGUACGGUUCAGUUUCAUCAUGAGUACCCCUGGAUUGUUAGUGCUAGUGAUGACCAGACAAUUAGAAUUUGGAAUUGGCAAUCUCGGACAUGCAUUUCUGUGUUGACUGGGCACAAUCAUUAUGUUAUGUGUGCCUCAUUUCACCCCAAAGAAGACCUUGUUGUUUCAGCCUCUUUGGAUCAGACCGUGCGUGUUUGGGAUAUCGGCGCGUUGAGAAAGAAAACAGUAUCCCCCGCUGAUGACGUUCUCCGAUUGUCUCAAAUGAACACGGACUUUUUUGGUGGGGUUGAUGCUGUUGUGAAGUAUGUAUUGGAAGGCCAUGACCGAGGUGUUAACUGGGCUUCGUUCCAUCCGACUCUCCCUUUGAUUGUUUCUGGAGCAGAUGAUCGCCAAGUUAAAAUCUGGCGCAUGAAUGAUACGAAGGCAUGGGAGGUGGACACACUUAGAGGCCACAUGAACAAUGUGUCGUGUGUUCUGUUCCAUGCAAGACAGGAUAUCAUUGUCUCAAACUCGGAAGACAAGAGCAUCCGAGUCUGGGAUGCGACGAAAAGAACCGGCCUGCAAACUUUCCGUAGGGAGCACGACAGGUUCUGGAUCCUUGCGGCUCAUCCUGAGAUGAACCUUCUGGCUGCUGGUCAUGAUAGCGGCAUGAUUAUUUUCAAGCUGGAGAGAGAGCGCGCGGCCUUUUCUGUUAGCGGUGAUUCCCUCUUCUAUGUCAAGGACAGGUUCCUCCGUGCCUUUGAGUAUUCUUCCCAGAAGGACACUCAGCUCAUAGCCAUCCGUCGUCCUGGGUCCAAUAGCUUAAAUCAAGGUCCACGAUCUCUCUCCUACAGUCCUACAGAGAAUGCUGUCUUGAUCUGCUCAGACAUUGAUGGUGGAUCUUACGAACUGUACAUAAUCCCCAAAGAUAGCUAUGGCAGAGGCGACACGGUCCAGGAUGCAAAAAGAGGAAUCGGGGGCUCGGCAGUGUUUAUCGCGCGAAACAGGUUCGCUGUGCUUGAAAAGAGCACCAACCAUGUCCUGGUCAAGAACCUGAAAAAUGAAGUUGUGAAAAAGAGUCCUCUCCCUGUCGCUACAGAUGCCAUAUUCUAUGCAGGCACUGGGAAUCUGCUGUGCAGGUCUGAGGACAAGGUCGUCAUCUUUGAUCUCCAGCAGAGGGUUGUCCUUGGGGAGCUUCAGACGUCUUUCGUGCGUUACGUGGUCUGGUCCCCGGAUAUGGAGAGUGUUGCCUUACUGAGCAAACACUCAAUCGUCAUUGCUGAUAAGAAACUGGCCCACCGCUGUACCCUUCACGAGACUAUCCGUGUCAAGAGUGGAGGCUGGCACGACAAUGGUGUCUUUAUUUACACGACCCUAACCCACAUCAAGUACUGUCUUCCCAAUGGGGACAGUGGGAUUGUCAAGACUCUGGAUGUCCCUGUGUACAUCACAAAGAUAUACGGGAGCACGAUCUUUUGUCUGGAUCGUGACGGUAAGAAUCGCCCCAUCAUCAUCGACCCCACCGAAUAUGUUUUCAAGCUGUCCCUGUUGAAGAAGAGGUACGACCAGGUCAUGAGUAUGAUAAAAAAUUCGGAGCUGUGCGGACAGGCAAUGAUUGCUUACUUGCAGCAGAAGGGGUUUCCUCAGGUCGCCCUCUAUUUCGUCAAGGACGAGAGGACCCGCUUCAACCUUGCCCUCGAGAGCGGCAACAUUGAGAAAGCACUCGAAUCUGCCAAGAGAAUAGAUGAGAAGGAUCACUGGUACAGGCUGGGCGUGGAGGCCCUCCGCCAGGGGAACACCGGCAUAGUUGAGUAUGCAUACCAGAAGACCAAAAACUUCGAGCGACUCUCCUUCCACUAUCUUAUAACCGGAAAUCUAGACAAGCUAUCCAAGAUGAUGAAAAUUGCCGAGGUCAAGAACGAUGUCAUGGGCCAAUUUCACGAUGCCUUGUAUCUUGGAGACAUUCGCGAGCGCGUGAAGAUUCUAGAGAAUGCGGGCCACAUCCCUCUCGCGUACAUCACUGCCUCUGUCCACGGUCUGCAGGAAACCGCCGAGCGCCUGGCGGCCGAGCUGGGCAACAACGUCCCUUCUCUUCCUGAAGGGAAAAAGGCUUCUCUUCUGAUACCCCCAAGCCCUGUGCUGUGCGCAGGGGACUGGCCCCUGCUGAUGGUCAGCAAGGGCAUAUUCGAGGGAGGCCUGGAUGAGGCGGCCAGGGGCCCCGCUGAAGAGGACUACUAUGACGAGGCGGCUGACGCCGACUGGGGCGAGGGCCUGGACAUUGCUGACGUGGACAACAUCCAGAACGGUGACAUCAGCGAGCUGGUCGACAAGCUCGUCACGCGUGGGGAUGAAGACGAAGAGGAGGAGGGUGGGUGGGACCUUGAGGACCUCGACCUACCCCCGGACAGCGAGACCCCGACGAAGGCGAACAACAGUUCGCGCUCGUCUGUGUUUGUGGCCCCCACCCCAGGCAUGCCCGUGAGCCAGAUCUGGGUUCAACGCUCGUCCCUGGCCGCCGAGCACGCGGCAGCCGGCAACUUCGACACGGCCAUGCGCCUGCUGAGCCGCCAGCUGGGGAUCAGGAAUUUUGGUCCUCUGAAAUCUCAAUUUAUCGACCUAUACAAUGGCAGCCACUCCUACUUACGCGCUUUCGCCUCCGCCCCCGUCGUCUCGGUCGCAAUCGAAAGGGGCUGGAGCGAGUCGGCGAGCCCGAACGUCCGCGGGCCCCCGGCCCUCAUCUACAACUUCUCUCAGCUCGAGGAGAAGCUCAAAGCUGGGUACAAGGCCACGACGGCCGGGAAAUUCACGGAGGCCCUGAGGAACUUCCUCUCCAUCCUCCACACGAUCCCGCUGAUUGUUGUCGAGACUCGUAGGGAGGUGGACGAGGUGAAGGAGCUGAUUGUGGUGGUGAGGGAGUACGUGCUCGGUUUGCAGAUGGAGCUCAGGAGGAGGGAACUGAAGGACAAUCCAGUUCGCCAGCAGGAGCUCGCCGCUUACUUCACGCACUGCAAUCUCCAGCUUCCACACAUGAGGCUCGCGUUGAUGAAUGCCAUGACCGUAUGCUUCAAAGCCCAGAAUUUGAGCACGGCGGCUAAUUUCGCGAGGAGGCUCUUGGAGACGAACCCGUCUCAGGAGAGCCAGGCGAAGAUGGCCCGUCAGGUGCUCCAGGCAGCUGAGAGGAACAUGAAGGAUGCAACAGAGUUGAAUUAUGACUUCAGGAACCCGUUUGUGGUGUGUGGGGCCACAUACGUACCAAUCUACAGAGGGCAAAAGGAUGUGACGUGCCCUUAUUGUGGGACCCACUUUGUUCCGGCGCACCAGGGGGAGGUGUGUGCGGUGUGCCAACUCUCGGUGAUUGGGUCGGAUGCGUCGGGCUUGCUCUGUUCGCCUUCACAGUUUGAGACGAAGAGUAAUCGAGUGAAAGGGUUGAGUUUCCAUAGCAAGAGGCCAUGGAUACUGGCGAGUCUUCACAGUGGCGUGAUCCAGCUCUGGGAUUACCGCAUGGGCACUCUUAUUGAUCGGUUUGAAGAGCAUGAUGGGCCCGUCCGAGGCGUUCAGUUUCAUAAAUCGCAGCCGCUUUUUGUAUCCGGAGGUGAUGAUUACAAGAUCAAAGUGUGGAAUUACAAAUUGCACAGAUGUCUGUUUACUCUUCUUGGUCAUCUUGAUUACAUUAGAACUGUUCAGUUUCAUCAUGAGUCUCCCUGGAUUGUAAGUGCUAGUGAUGAUCAGACAAUUAGAAUAUGGAACUGGCAAUCUCGAACUUGCAUUUCUGUAUUGACUGGGCACAAUCAUUAUGUUAUGUGUGCCUCGUUUCACCCCAAAGAAGACCUUGUUGUUUCAGCCUCUUUGGAUCAGACCGUGCGUGUUUGGGAUAUUGGUGCAUUGAGAAAGAAAACAGUAUCCCCUGCUGAUGACAUUCUGCGAUUGUCUCAAAUGAACACGGACUUUUUUGGUGGGGUUGAUGCUGUUGUGAAGUAUGUAUUGGAAGGCCAUGAUCGAGGUGUUAACUGGGCUUCUUUCCAUCCGACUCUCCCUUUGAUUGUUUCUGGAGCAGAUGACCGUCAAGUUAAAAUUUGGCGCAUGAAUGAUACGAAGGCUUGGGAGGUGGACACGUUGAGAGGCCACAUGAACAACGUGUCGUGUGUUCUAUUCCAUACAAGACAGGACAUCAUUGUCUCAAACUCAGAAGAUAAGAGCAUCCGAGUCUGGGAUGCGACGAAAAGAACCAGCCUGCAAACUUACCGUAGGGAGCACGACAGGUUCUGGAUCCUUGCGGCUCAUCCUGAGAUGAACCUCUUGGCUGCCGGUCAUGAUAGUGGCAUGAUUGUUUUCAAGCUGGAGAGAGAGCGCCCUGCUUUUUCUGUUAGCGGUGAUUCCCUUUUCUAUGUCAAGGACAGGUUCCUCCGUGCAUUCGAGUAUUCUUCGCAGAAAGACACUCAGCUGAUACCCAUUCGCCGUCCUGGUUCUAAUAACUUGAAUCAAGGGCCUCGAGCACUUUCCUACAGCCCUACGGAAAAUGCUGUCUUGAUCUGUUCAGACGUUGAUGGGGGAUCGUACGAGCUCUACGUAAUUCCCAAAGAUAGCUAUGGCAGAGGCGACACAGUUCAGGAUGCAAAAAGAGGAAUUGGGGGCUCGGCAGUGUUUAUCGCGCGAAACAGGUUCGCUGUGCUUGAAAAGAGCACCAACCAUGUCCUGGUCAAGAACCUGAAAAAUGAAAUUGUGAAAAAGAGUCCUCUCCCUGUCGCCACAGAUGCCAUAUUCUACGCAGGCACUGGGAAUCUGCUGUGCAGGUCUGAGGACAGGGUUGUCAUCUUUGAUCUCCAGCAGAGGAUUGUCCUUGGGGAUCUUCAGACCUCUUUUGUCCGGUACGUGGUCUGGUCUCCGGAUAUGGAGAGUGUUGCCUUAUUGAGCAAGCACUUGAUCGUUAUUGCUGAUAAGAAGCUGGGCCACCGCUGUACUCUUCACGAGACUAUCCGUGUGAAGAGCGGGGCCUGGCAGGAGAACGGUGUCUUUAUCUACACAACCUUGACUCAUAUCAAGUACUGCCUUCCCAAUGGGGACUGUGGGAUUAUCAAGACUCUGGAUGUCCCAGUGUACAUCACCAAGAUAUAUGGGAGCACAAUCUUUUGCCUGGACCGAGAUGAGAAGAAUCGUCCCAUCAUCAUUGACCCUACAGAGUACGUGUUCAAGCUGUCCCUGCUGAAGAAGAGAUACGACCAGGUCAUGAGCAUGAUAAAAAACUCGGAGCUGUGCGGGCAGGCCAUGAUUGCUUACCUGCAGCAGAAAGGUUUCCCUCAGGUCGCCCUCUAUUUUGUCAAGGACGAACGGACCCGCUUCAACCUUGCCCUCGAGAGCGGCAACAUUGAGAAAGCACUCGAAUCUGCCAAGAGAAUAGACGAGAAGGACCACUGGUACAAACUUGGUGUGGAGGCUCUCCGCCAGGGGAACACCGGCAUCGUUGAGUACGCAUACCAGAAGACCAAAAACUUUGAGCGGCUCUCCUUCCACUACCUCAUAACUGGAAAUUUAGAUAAGCUCUCCAAGAUGAUGAAGAUUGCUGAGGUGAAGAAUGAUGUCAUGGGCCAGUUUCACGAUGCAUUGUAUCUCGGAGACAUUCGCGAGCGUGUGAAGAUUCUCGAAACUGCAGGCCACCUGCCCCUCGCAUACAUCACCGCCUCUGUUCACGGUUUACAAGACACCGCUGAGCAUUUAGCUGCCGAACUCGGUGAAAACGUCCCUUCUGUCCCUGAGGGGAAGAGAGCUUCACUCUUGAUACCACCGCAGCCCGUGCUUUGCGCAGGAGACUGGCCACUGCUGAUGGUCAGCAAGGGCAUAUUCGAGGGUGGCCUGGAUGAGGCGGCCAGGGGCCCCGCCGAAGAGGACUACUAUGACGAGGCGGCCGACGCCGACUGGGGCCAGGGCCUGGACAUUGCUGACGUGGAAAACAUCCAGAACGGUGACAUCAGCGAGCUGAUCGACGAUCUCGUCACGCGCGGGAAUGAAGAAGAAGAGGAGGAGGGCGGGUGGGACCUUGAGGACCUCGACCUGCCCCCUGACAGCGAGACCCCGACGAAGGCAAACAACAGCUCGCGCUCGUCUGUGUUCGUGGCCCCAACCCCAGGCAUGCCCGUGAGCCAGAUCUGGGUUCAGCGCUCGUCCCUGGCUGCCGAGCAUGCGGCUGCCGGAAACUUCGACACGGCCAUGCGCCUGCUGAGCCGCCAGCUGGGGAUCCGGAAUUUUGGCCCUCUGAAAUCUCAAUUCAUCGACCUGCACACGGGCAGCCACUCUUACAUACGCGCUUUCGCCUCUGCCCCCGUCGUCUCAGUGGCAAUCGAGAGGGGCUGGAGCGAGUCGGCGAGCCCGAACGUCCGCGGGCCCCCGGCCCUCAUCUUCAAUUUCUCACAGCUUGAGGAGAAGCUCAAAGCUGGGUACAAGGCUACGACAGCUGGGAAAUUCUCCGAGGCCCUGAAGAAUUUCCUGUCCAUCCUCCACACGAUACCGCUGAUAGUUGUCGAGACUCGUAGGGAGGUGGACGAGGUGAAGGAGCUGGUUGUGGUGGUCAGGGAGUACGUGCUCGGUUUGCAGAUGGAGCUUAGGAGGAGGGAACUGAAGGACAAUCCGGUUCGCCAGCAGGAGCUCGCUGCUUACUUCACGCACUGCAAUCUCCAGCUUCCGCACAUGAGGCUCGCGUUGAUGAAUGCCAUGACCGUGUGCUUCAAAGCCCAGAAUUUGAGCACGGCGGCUAAUUUUGCGAGGAGGCUCUUGGAGACAAACCCGUCACAGGAGAGCCAGGCGAAGAUGGCCCGCCAGGUGCUUACGGCGGCUGAGAGGAACAUGAAGGACGCGACCCAGCUGAACUAUGACUUCAGGAACCCGUUUGUGGUGUGUGGGGCCACGCAUGUACCUAUCUACAGGGGGCAGAAGGAUGUGACGUGCCCCUACUGUGGGGCCCACUAUGUUUUGGUGAAGCAGGGAGAGGUGUGUGCGGUGUGCCAACUCUCGGUGAUUGGGUCGGAUGCGUCGGGCUUGCUCUGUUCGCCUUCACAGGUCAGAUGA